Messenger RNA from Frankliniella occidentalis (western flower thrips), 1150 nucleotides. Its product is annotated as translation initiation factor IF-2-like. The record is from RefSeq and is a predicted model, not a curated record. The transcript has 3 exons. Lineage: Eukaryota; Metazoa; Arthropoda; Insecta; Thysanoptera; Thripidae. The coding region runs from base 41 to 1030 and encodes 329 amino acids.
CUGCCGAUCGCCAUCCGCUGCAGUCCAUCCUGCCAUCGUCAUGGCUGCCAACACCGGGGGCGUUCUCAGGGCGGCUGGUGCGGUGUUGCCGCUGCUGCUCGCCUUGUUCAGCGCGGUGGGUUUCAGCGCAGCACACGAGGUCCUGCUGCCCGCCUCGUUCGGCGUGCUGCCGCAGUACACCCCACUGCCGCCCCCGGCGCCGCUGCCCACCGUCUACCUCCGCGGCCUCGACCUGGACCUGCCCGUCGCUCUCCCGUCCCCGGCCCCCUCCGUCCCAGACCACGUGACCCCCGUUCUACGCGCUGGUGCCCCUGCAAUCCUGCUGCUGCCCCAGACACAGUCCAGCGGCGUGUACCACCUAUCUGACCAGCACCACCAGUUCCCGCCAUUCCUGGAGAACGUGGUGAACCGCGUGCAGAACCUCUUCUCCUCCUACGUGCAGGUGGAUCCGUUCAACACUCCGUUCGGCACUCCGAGACCGCCCGUGGCCGCAGUUCCGGCGACCACCGGCGCCCCGAGCGCGAGUGUCACGGCAGCCCCGGGCGACGGCUCCACGGCAGCCAUCACCACCACGACGACCACGACAACCACAGCCAAGACGCAGGGCCGCGGCAUCAACGUGCGCCUCCUCGCCCCCGGCCAACCCCCAGCUGGGAGUGGUGGCCCCGGACACGCCGGCUCCGUCCAGCUGCCCCGCGACGUCGAGCUCCUCGACGGACGGCUCCAGCAGGUGCAGCGGCAGGUUUCCUCCUCGGCUGGGCCGGGGCAGCCGGUCGCCUUCGCGUCCGCCACCGCGCAGGUGCUGCAGCCCGACAACAACGACGUUGACAGCUACCACCCCGUCAACAACAAGGACGGCGCCGCCGUGGACGAGCGGCCACCGCCUCCGGGCCGGCCUCCGGUGCGUCCACCGCGUCCCUACGGUGGCAGAGGGCCCUCCAGGAGACCCCCGGGGCCGCAUGGCCCUCCAGGACCCCAAGGGCCUCACGGGACCGGCCCGGGGGACGCGUCCUACUAUAGAAAGCCUUGAGGACCCAGGCGCGCCCUGGGUCGGCCGUCCAGCCGGGUCAAACUGGAGAACACAAAGAAGAGAGGGGGGAGGGGGAGUGAAAGAGAGAUGGGGAGAGGCAGGAGACUGAUGAAAGGCGAG